Messenger RNA from Humulus lupulus (European hop), 2031 nucleotides. Its product is annotated as protein argonaute MEL1-like. The transcript is spliced from 17 exons. Gene Ontology annotation, molecular function: protein binding; RNA binding. The record is from RefSeq and is a predicted model, not a curated record. Gene Ontology annotation, biological process: regulatory ncRNA-mediated post-transcriptional gene silencing. Gene Ontology annotation, cellular component: cytoplasm. Bases 1 to 2031 code for a protein of 676 amino acids. NCBI's taxonomy places the organism in Eukaryota, Viridiplantae, Streptophyta, Magnoliopsida, Rosales, Cannabaceae.
AUGGCGUUGGUAUCGAUAAGUCCUGAAGUAACAGCAAAGAAGGUAAACCGUGACAUUAUCAAACAGCUGGAUACUCUCUACCGUGCCUCUCAUUUGGCUAAUCUGAGAGUUGCUUAUGAUGGCGGGAAGUCUAUCUACACUGCUAGGGAGUUGCCAUUUUCCUCCAAAGAAUUUAUUAUAAAGUUGUCUGACAAUGAUAGAGAAACUGGAAGCUCUAGUACCAGGAGCCAUAGGGAACGUGAAUUUAAGGUGACCAUCAAGUUUGCUUCGAAGCCAGACUUACAUCAUCUGCGACAGUUUUUACAGAGCAGGCAACUUGAUGCUCCUCAAGAGACAAUUCAAGCACUGGAUGUUGCUCUCAGAGGAGAUCCAUCGGAUAAGUAUACUGUUGUUGGGAGGUCGUUUUUUCACCGCACACUGGGGCAUCCUGGUGAGCUUGCAAAUGGCAUAAUCUAUUGGAAAGGGUACUAUCAAAGUUUGAGGCCAAUUCAACUAGGGCUUUUUCUUAACAUUGAUGUUUCAACAAGGGCUUUUUAUGAAACUAUAAGGGUAUUUGAUUUCGUUUUCAAAAACUUUAAUGUGAGAGACGAUCUAAGGCCAUUGCAUGAUCAAGUCCGACUCCAGCUAAAGAAAAUUUUGAAAGGGGUUAAAGUAGCAUGCAAUCAUUUGCAGAAUACAAGGACUUAUAAGAUUACUGGGAUAUCGACAGAGCCACUAAACAAAUUAAUGUUUACUCUUGAUGAUAAGAUGACACUGAUUUCAGUUGCUGCUUACUUUCAAGACAAGUACAAAAUCAAACUCAAAUAUGUGACAUGGCCUGCUCUGCAAGUAGGAAAUGCAGCAAGGCCUAUUUACUUACCCAUGGAGGUUUGUACAAUUGUUGAGGGGCAAAGGUACUCUAAGAAACUCAAUGAAAUGCAAGUAACCAAUCUAUUGAAGGCAACCUGUCAAAGACCAAACGGCAGGGAAGAAAGCAUUUGGCGAAUUGUUAAGCAGAACAAAUACAGUGAUCAGGAACUUGUCCAGGAUUUUGGAAUUAGUGUUGCAAACAAUUCGACAAUGGUUGAUGCUCGAGUUUUGCCUCCACCAGUGCUUUUAUACAGAGGUACUGGGAGGGAGGCUACUGAGCAUCCUCGAUUUGGGCAAUGGAAUAUGUCCAAUAAAAAAAUGAUCAAUGGAGGCCAAGUUGAGUUUUGGACAUGUGUGAACUUCUCGCGUAUCAAUUCAGAUAUUCAUGAUCGCUUUUGUUCAGAAUUGGUCAGUACUUGCCUCAAUAGGGGAAUGGCCUUCCAAACUAGACCAGUAAUUCCCUGCAGCGCUUGGCCAGCUAACCAAAUUGAGAGGGCUUUGAGAUCUGUUCAUGAGCAAUGCAAGAAGAUACUUAUCAACAAACAUCUACAGUUGUUAAUAGUUAUCUUGCCUGAUUCUGGUGGUUCAUAUGGGAUGAUUAAACGAAUUUGUGAAACUGAGCUUGGAAUUGUUUCACAAUGCUGUGAGCCUAAACAGGCAGUGAAGCUCAACAGACAGUAUUUGGAGAAUCUAUCCCUGAAGAUUAAUAGCAAGGUUCUUGUAGUACAAGAGAAACAUUGUGAUCCUGCAUUCAUUGGUCUAUGGAAAAUACCUACUGUAUUCAUUCUAGAGAUCGACACAGAGUUCAUUGAAGACAUAGCAUUCAGGCAUGUUCACAAUGUGGCUUUUGAAAAAUCAGAUUUAUUCUUCAUUUUUAUGCUUAGGCCCCUAUCAACUCAGAUAGUAGUUGAUGAUCUUGAAAUUUACGCAGCCAAGGUUAAAAUUUUGAUGGUCUUAAAGCAUUGGAUUGAUAUGGACUCCGAGGACGUCUUUGAGCAUUAUAAGGCUGCUGCUGCCUCUUCUGGCCAAAAGAAAGAUAGUAAGAGGGCUCGAGAGGAGAGCAGUAAGACUCCCUCGAAGAAGGCUCGAACUGACGAUCCUCCAGCCAUUGCCCCCUCGAAGGAGAACUCACCACCUCCACCAUCCUCCGAGCAGUCGGCCUCCACUCCCACCGACCAAUAG